Messenger RNA from Gryllus bimaculatus (two-spotted cricket), 789 nucleotides. NCBI's taxonomy places the organism in Eukaryota, Metazoa, Arthropoda, Insecta, Orthoptera, Gryllidae. The record is from the annotation of a GenBank genome assembly.
GCGACGCGCGGCGUCUUCGCUGUGGACCCGGCCGGGCGGCGCCAAACCGGGCGGCGCCACCAGCGCGCCGCCCCGCGCGCCGCCCCCGACUGCGCGGGCCUGGCGGGCCAGUGGCGCUGCGACUCCACGUGCGCCGCCAACGGCGUCUGCCUCAACGACGGCCAGUGGCUCUACGCGCAGAACUGCAGCGCCAGCGGCCUGGUAUGCUUAAACAACACCUGCACCACCGGCUCCCUCGACAACUGCCCCUCCAUCGACAAUAUGCAGUGCAUGCACAGUGGCACAUACCCCAGUCUCGUCGACUGCUCUUUGUACUACACAUGUGACAGCUCCUUGACUGGCAUAGGCAAAGGUAAAGUUCAAUCCUGCCCCUCAGGUUUAUUCUACGACGCCUGCCUGAAAGUGUGUGCCAUCACCGCGAGCGACACCUGUUCCUGGGCUGUGAGCAACCCUUGUGCUGCUCCUGGGACCAUUGGCGUGGCCCCGAACAACGAUCGACUUUACUACGUGUGUUUGUUGGACACAGCCACCAACGCUGUGUACCCUCUCUGGCGGAAGUGCACCACCGGCCACUUCAGUCUGACCACGCUCACGUGCGAAAGGACAGAAGAACCCGGCUGUGGAUCAACGACAACUACACAAGCUGCAACAACACCGGAAACAACAACACCGGAAACAACAACACCGGAAACAACACCACCACCAACACCAAAACCAACGGAAACAACAACGGACACAACGGAAACAACAACGGAAACAACAACAGCUGCGACUAUUCCGCCUCCAUUU